AUGUUCAACUCCAUUACUCCUCCUACCAUCAGUAGCUAUGGAGAAUCUUGUUGUCUACCAUCCCUCCCUAGUCAGGGUGCCCAGGGCAUGGGCACUGAAGGAUUGACUGGCCUGUCCUUCUGCCAUCAAACCAACUUCAUGUCCAGUUCCCACAGCUAUGGGCCAACUAGAGAGACCAUCAGCAGUACCGAGGCCCCGAUCUUUCCCCCAAACUGGAAUGCAGUCAAGCUGACCAAGAAGAGGGCACUGUCCAUCUCACCACUGUCAGACGCCAGCCUGGACCUGCAGACCGUCAUUCGAACUUCACCCAGCUCCCUUGUUGCCUUCAUCAACUCAAGCUGUGCCCCCCCAGGGGGGUCCUAUGGGCACCUCUCCAUCGGCACCAUCAGCCCAUCUCUGGGAUUCCCACCCCCGAUGAAUCACCAAAAAAGGGCAACUCCAUCCUUCAUGGCCCCACCCUGUGGCCCUCAUGACCCCACCCAGGGCAGGCUGAGGCCACCUCUCCAAUCCCGGGGGCCCCUCCAAAACUACCAGCUGAAAUCUGAGCUGAGCAUGCUGGUCAGCAAACAUACUGAGGAGCCACUUGAUGGCAACAUGUCCAGUCCCAACUCUGCAGGCACACAGGAUGCUCUCCUGGGACUAUUGGAUGGGAGGGAAGAACUGGAGAAAGAAGAAAAGCCGGAGCCUGAAUGUGUGUAUGAGACCAGUUGUCGUUGGGAUGGCUGCAACCUUGAAUUUGAAUCGCAGGAGCAGCUGGUGCACCACAUCAACAGUGAACACAUCCAUGGUGAGAGAAAGGAGUUUGUUUGCCACUGGGGAGGAUGUUCUCGAGAGCAGAGGCCAUUUAAGGCGCAAUAUAUGCUGGUGGUUCACAUGCGAAGACAUACAGGGGAAAAGCCCCAUAAAUGCACGUUUGAGGGGUGCAGGAAGUCCUAUUCAAGGCUCGAGAACUUGAAGACCCACCUUCGUUCACAUACGGGAGAGAAGCCAUAUAUGUGUGAGCAUGAAGGCUGCAGUAAGGCCUUCAGCAAUGCCAGUGAUCGGGCUAAACACCAGAACCGGACCCAUUCUAGUGAGAAACCGUACGUGUGUAAACUACCUGGCUGCACCAAGCGCUACACAGACCCCAGCUCCCUCCGAAAACAUGUCAAGACGGUGCAUGGCCCAGAUGCACAUGUGACUAAGAGGCAUCGGGGAGAUGGUCCCCCAUCCCGGGUGCUGGCCCUUCCAACCUUGGAUCUCAAAAGGGAGAGGGAAGGGGGCCCCAGCCGGGAUGAGGGCAAGUUAACAGUGUCUGAUGCUGCCCUGAAGCCACAGCCGAGUCCAGGAGCACAGUCUUCUUGCAGCAGCGAUCACUCCCCAUUAGGCAGUGUGACCAACACAGAUAGUGGCGUGGAUAUGGCUGGCACUCUGGGGGGCAGCACCGAAGACCUCUAUAGCCUGGAUGAAGGCCCAGGGGCCAGCGGGGCUGGCGGGGCUGGGGGGUUGGAACCUGGACCUCCCAGUCUAUCGACCCUUAGGCGGCUGGAGAAUCUAAGGUUGGAUCAACUUCGGUCAGCAUCUCGUGGAAUUAAGCUGCCCAGCCUGACAGGCACUGGCCCUGCCAUGGCUGGUCGCCCAGGGCCCCCUGGCUCUACCACCUACCGAGGCAGCAGCUCCAGCAGCACCGGCGCUGCCUAUACCAUCAGCCGUCGCUCCUCUCCUUUUCCUCCUGUAUCCCCCCCAGAGCAUUCUGGGUCCCUUCAAGGCCUUCCUCCUGCCCAGCACUACCUGCUCCAUGCUCGAUAUGGCACACCCAGAGGGGCCAGUGCCACUCUCUCCUCCACUCCCAGUUUGGAGAGGGUUGGGGGCCCCCCUGGUCCCUCCUGGAGGAUUGGUGCUGAAUAUCCUGGUUACGGCCCUGGUGCAGGGAUCACCAGGAGGGCCAGUGACCCUGCCAGGUCUGCGGGGCCACCUCCCCCCGCCAGAGUCCAGAGGUUCAAGAGCCUGGGCUGUGUUCACACCCCAGCCUCUGGGACUGGAGCGGGACGGAACUUUGAACCGCACUCAUCCUCCUCUGUCUACUCCCCUAGACCCCCUAGCAUCACUGAGAAUGUUGUCAUGGAAACUCUAGGGAUGAGUGAGGAACCAGAAAAUGGGGAUCCUCUGAUGAAUAGUGGCUUGGACCCCUAUGGGGACUUCUCCUCAGCUGACUCCCUGGGUUAUGGGGCCCUUGAGGGGAUGACAUCUGAGUCUUACGGACCCAGGGGUCUAGGCCCCCCUGAUGAUUAUGGCUCCAGUGCUUGCCCUCAAUCUGGGCCCUACUCCAACCCUACCCCGGGAACUUGGGGUGAGUUUGCUUCCCCUACAAGGGUUUACUCAGCCCCCAAGGCCACAGCAGGUAGUGGAGGGGAAUAUAAUCAGUGCUCUCAGCUUGGACCUUUUGGACAAGUUCAUGUCAAGCCGGAGCAGGAGUGCCUGAUGGACACUGUGCCCCUAGGGUUGCCACCUUGCCUCAGUGUUCACCCUGUUGGCAGUCCCUCCCUGCCCCAUUCCUCAUUCUCCCAACCUCCACUCUCAAAUUAUAUGCAAUCAUCCUCCUAUGCCCAGGCACCCCCUAAUAAUUCUUCGGAGUCCCAGACCAGCCCUGAUUUCAUGAGCUCUUCCAGUUCCACAGGGCAGCUCAAGGCUCAGCUUGUCUGUAGCUAUGUGCAAUCACAACAGGCCCUUCUAUGGGAGGGUGGAAGGAGAGAAGAUGCCUCAGACCAGGACCUUCAUUAUUGGAGCCCCAGAUAUCUGGGGAGGCCCCAAGUUAGCUCAGGUCAUGCCAAGCACUCAGUGAACACAUACACCUCUGGCUUGACUCCUGCCUUGCUCUCUCCCAAAUCAGGAGCAUAUCCUGCCCUCCCACCGUGCCAAGGGAAUUUUGGGGUGUCAGGGGAGAGGAGUCCCCAGAGGGUGGUACCUCCUCGACUUCUGCCUCCUCUGCCCACGUGCUAUGGGCCCCUGAAGGCAGGGAGCAGCAACCCUAGCUGUGGUCACCCAGAGGUAGGGGGCUUAGGUGGGGGUCCCACCUUAUGCCCUCCCCCAGAGGGACAGCUGUGCAACCCUCUGGAUUCCCUUGACCUGGAUAACACACAAUUGGAUUUCGUGGCCAUUCUGGAUGAGACUGAGAGUCUGAAUCAUUUAUCUCCCCGUCCUGAGGAGAGUAUCCCCCACACCUCACCUUCUGCACUCCCCAACAUGACCGUAGGUAACAUGAGUGUUUUAUUGGGGUCCUUGCCCGGAGAGACUCAGUUCCUCAAUUCUACUGCCUAAGAGGCCUCGAUUUGUAAAAGGGAACCUGGAGGCUCCAUCCUCAUCCUUUUCCUUUAGAAGCUCUCAGCUCAGGGCACUGGGCUGGAAGACUGUACAAAGUCUGUAUAUAUUUUAGGGGGAUUCUCCUGGAAUUUAAUAAUGAUAUGAUGA
Gracilinanus agilis (Agile Gracile Mouse Opossum) is the source of this 3447-nucleotide messenger RNA. It is a transcript of the gene GLI1, whose product is annotated as GLI family zinc finger 1. The record is from RefSeq and is a predicted model, not a curated record. Bases 1 to 3297 code for a protein of 1098 amino acids. Lineage: Eukaryota; Metazoa; Chordata; Mammalia; Didelphimorphia; Didelphidae. Gene Ontology annotation, biological process: regulation of transcription by RNA polymerase II; smoothened signaling pathway. Gene Ontology annotation, cellular component: nucleus. The transcript has 11 exons. Gene Ontology annotation, molecular function: RNA polymerase II cis-regulatory region sequence-specific DNA binding; DNA-binding transcription factor activity, RNA polymerase II-specific.